This is a messenger RNA of Exaiptasia diaphana, 2644 nucleotides long. RefSeq lists its product as uncharacterized. Lineage: Eukaryota; Metazoa; Cnidaria; Anthozoa; Actiniaria; Aiptasiidae. The transcript has 4 exons. The record is from RefSeq and is a predicted model, not a curated record. Bases 230 to 2620 code for a protein of 796 amino acids.
UUUAAAGUCUACUUUCAGUUUUAAAUCUUUCUUUUCAUACUAUCUAUUGAGAUUUCAUCAAAUAUUUAAAGGGAUUAUYAAUAUAUGCAUAAAUAUUCAUAUCUAUACUGACUUGUUUAAAAAUAUUAGUCAUAAUAAUGUACAGUUCUAAAUGGGAAUUAAAUAUUAAUGCUUAAACUUAAUAGAGUCACAUUAUGAAACAAUUCCUUCAGCAAUCAGUUCUUACAAAAUGGAGUCACUUUGUGAUCAUAAAACUGGUUUAGCGUUUUCUGGCGGUGGAGUCCGWUCAGCAGCCUUCUGUUCUGGUGUCCUACGAAGAUUACUACAAAAGAGAGUCACCAUCGACUUUUUGAGUAYCGUGUCCGGUGGUGGAUACACUGGGGCGUCGUACAUGGACUGGAAAUACCGUAACGGGAAAAAGGARGAUCCAGCCUGGCACAAAGAGUACUUUGAGAAUUUACGAAAGUACUCCAAUCAGUUUUGUGAUUGCUUUAAUCCACUCCGGGGAAUUGUGGAUGCUGUUUUCUUGGUGGUUGUUCUACUCUUUCUGUCAAUCGGACUUUCCUUAAUCAAAGCGUUUUCAUUCAUUAUCCCAGUAACCUUCAUUGUUGAUUCCUUGUUUGGAGACACACUUAGGGAUCAAUURARGUGCUGUAAUGCGGYUGAAAAUAGAGUAUUCGAAGAAAUUACUCGACAAAAACAGCUCAAAUCAACUCAAAUCCCAAACUUUGGUCCUGAAAUUAAAGAAUUGCUCCAGAUCAGCCUUCCUAUGCUAYCAAUGUUUGUUAUUUCCUACUAUCUCACCACAGUAAUACAACYACGAACCGUGAAAUAUUUCCUUACUUUCCAGUAUCGCAUAUCUGGGUUUGGUUUUGCUAUGGUUUUCCUCCCUUGGUGCCUGCAACUGUAUGAGUACUUCGCGGCACCUUCAUGGGUUAAUUAUGCUGUAUUAGGGUUUUUCUUUMCAGUAUGGAUAUUUAUUCCUUCCUUGAAAGACGAGGCCUUUACAGCACUGAUCGCCUUGGUGUAUGCUUACGGUGUUAAGUGGACCGUCUUCAAGACUCCGUUAGCUGGGGUAGAAUACACGGAUGAACUCUACUGGAUGUUGGUUUGGAUUUCAGUGGUAUUACUCUGGAUCCAUCCGUACCUAGAUAUUUUACAGAUGUAUGGCGCUCAUCUAUUAGUGGAAUGGAGGCUGAUGAGGGCAUUAUUUUCCKCUGAGAGUAAAGCGGCGAUCUGCUGUCACUCAACUAAAGGAAAGAAGCCUUUAACUUUGGCGGAUCUGAAAGAAAUGCAACCAAAUUUCGAAUGCAGCGUAACAGUGAAUCAAUGGCGUCGUAGUGAUAAGUCUGAAAAGGACUAUGAGAUACUCACCUUUUCUCCCACCGUCAUUGAGCGRAUUGAUCGUAAUSAAGACGAAGUAGAUUCUCAAUCAAAGGGAUUCAUAAAACCAGAAGAUCUUCGACUCUCUUCUGUCAUGACAACGUCUGCCUCUGUUUUCGCAUAUGAUGAUGGUGAAUAUCAAAAAAUUCACGACAAUACGCGUGAGAUAAGAGUGGUACUUGGCUUUGGGUUCGGGAAUCAUUUGGUGGCACAAACUGGACUCACCAAAAACUGGAUGCCUUGGGUCGUAACAUUCUUUGUUCAAGGGAUAUUCGGUUCAGCGAUCAUUGCCUUUCCCAUAGCAUUGUACGUUGGAACAGAAAAWUUGGAUUUGCGUAUAUGGAAAAUCGUCAUGUUGGUUCURCUUGUGUCUUAUUACCUACUUUUCGGCUUUAUUGCUAUAUUGCCGAUAAGAAAAAAAGGAGUCUGUACAACAUUAAUCAGGUGGUGCAUCAUUAAUGUCCUUCCUGUGAGGAUCCUGAGGACMCUYUUCGACAUAACUGAUGUUGGAARCACACCUCCUCCUGUCUGGUCUCUCAGCGAUGGCGGUCACUCUGAGAARCUGGGUCUGCUUCCACUGCUGAAACUCCGCCUACCACGUAURGUGYUCGUWAAUGGAGGUGCCCUUUCAACUGGUGGAACAUAUGCCACUUCUCUGCUUGAUGCGAUGAAACAAGCUCGGAAUAAGCUAAGGUGUUCUUUCUCGGGGCUCAGCGGUCGGGACAUUGUCGAAGAUAUUCGUGAUAACUUCGUAGAAACAGAAAAAGGCAAACAGCCGAGGAGUUAUCGAUUCAAAGUUCAGUAUUAUGAGAAAGAUGGUUAUGACUGUAAGCUUGUUGGUGAAGGCGAGGUUUUGAUGUUAAUGCCAAGACACCCAGACGAUGGAAUGAAACAAUUUCAAGAUUYRAAAUGGAGCGAUUUUGAUGGUGACGUCAAACUAGACUUGGACGAGUCCCUUUGGGGUCCAGGACCAGCUUUGACGGCGUCCGAAGUUGAUCGCCUGUCAGGAUGCUGCUUUGAGUGUUGUCAUUCCAAGCGUUGCAUCCCAAUUCCUUCAUUGGGAAAAUUUCCUUUCCAUGCGACCCUAAACCAGUUGUUCACGUCCUCUCAAUACACCGCGUACCACAGAGAAGGCUAUCACGCAUGCGUUGAGGCUGAGGUAGCCGAGUUUCUUAACAAAUGUCGAAGUAGCGAAGUCGUCACAGUUCAACCUCAAGGCACUGAAUUUAAAUCCUAAUUGAUUGACGUUUCGAUGGAAUUU